Messenger RNA from Solenopsis invicta (red fire ant), 1889 nucleotides. RefSeq names its product mevalonate kinase. The transcript is spliced from 4 exons. Lineage: Eukaryota; Metazoa; Arthropoda; Insecta; Hymenoptera; Formicidae. Gene Ontology annotation, molecular function: ATP binding; mevalonate kinase activity. Gene Ontology annotation, biological process: isoprenoid biosynthetic process; cholesterol biosynthetic process. Gene Ontology annotation, cellular component: cytoplasm. Bases 506 to 1699 code for a protein of 397 amino acids. The record is from RefSeq and is a predicted model, not a curated record.
AUAUUGUUUAAUUUAAACGCCAUCGAUUAUUGAACUCAAGUCAAAUGUUGUGCGAUUACUGUCAAACAUGUAUACAAAUAAAUGUGAAGUAGUGGAUCAAUCCGACGGUUGCGGUGCUAAAUUUUCGAUAGUUAUUGUCUCUGAGUUAUUCCAAGGAAAACCCCCAUUAUCACGUCAUAGGCUUGUACAUGGAAUCUUAGAGGAAGAGCUGAAAACAAUUCACGCCAUUUCGUUAACAACAUUAACUCCAGAACAAUGGGAAAAAACGAAAAGUUGAUUUCCAAGCCUUGUUAAUGGAUAGAAAAUCAACAACUAAUUAAUGAAAGAGUACAUCCGAUAUUACCUCUGAGUUAUACAAUACAAAAGGCCGAUAAUUAUUAUCUGGAUAAUCUUGGAAAAAUUCUCAUCUUUUAAAAACCUUUGUGAAAGUUACAGUGUGAAUUUAACGUUCUAUCAUUCAGUGUUACAUCAAUUUUCCGGAAAAAAAUUUUUACUUACAAGGAAGAUGAUCGAGUUCAAAGUAUCUGCACCGGGCAAAGUGAUCUUAUUCGGAGAACACGCGGUAGUGUAUGGAAAAACUGCUGUGGCAGCUAGUUUAGACUUACGUACUACUAUUAAAUUUGCUGAGCUGCCUAAAUCAGAUUCAGAGAACAUCAUUAAAAUAGAAUUUCCUGAUGUCAAGUUAUCUUUGAAUCUCCCUCUACGCGUAUUUCUAGACUACUUUUUUAGCGAUAAUUUCGAGUAUUCGUCGAUCAAGAAUAAGAAUCAAUUACAUUCUUGCGUGACCGAGUUUCUCAAUUCGAUAGAGAAUGUAAUAGACAGGGGCGAUAAUGAGAGUGUUAUUAAACAGCAGACAUUAAGCUUACAAGCGUUCUUUUACUUACUCGUUUACAUUGCCUACGAAGAACACAUAGAUAUAAAAGAAACUUCCUUCCACGUGCACUUGUCCACGGAAUUAAACGUUGGCACUGGCCUAGGCAGUUCAGCAUCCUUCGCGGUAUGCCUCGCCGCAUGUUUUCUACAUUGGUCGCUCCUACAAAAGGGCGAUCAUGAUACAUUCAACAAGGACGAGCUCGAUAAGAUCUCAAUGUAUGCUCUAAACUGUGAGCGAAUUAUGCACGAGUCUCCGUCCGGAAUCGACAACAGCGUGUGUACGUACGGUUCGGUAAUAAAAUUCUCAGACAAAAAGCUGGUAGACAUGUUGCCACAUGUAUCAAAUCUGAAAAUUCUUCUGGUCAACACGAAAGUUACGCGGAGUACAAAAGACCAAGUGAAACGAACGGCGCAGUUGAAGGACUCAUCUCCUACGAUCGUUAUACCCAUCUUGGAUAAUAUCAACACUUUAUCGCGCGACGCUUGGGAAACGCUCAGAGAAAUUAGCAGCAAAGCCAAUAAUGCUACAAAAAAUAUGGAACAAGAAUGGUACACGAUGUUAUCGAGUCUCAUUCACGUGAACCAAGGAUUAUUAAACGCAAUAGGCGCGUCCCAUCCAAAGUUAGAGAUAAUUUGCGCGAUGGCAAAGACGCACUCGUAUGCAGCGAAGCUUACAGGUGCUGGUGGAGGUGGAUAUGCCUACGUUUUGCUGCCGCCGCAUAUUGAAACCAAAUCCAUCAAAUUUUUCUCUGACCAACUAGAGGAAAAGGGUUUCCAUGUCACAACGACCAGUCUAGGUGGCAGUGGAGUGAAAAUUGAACAUUAAUUGAAAAGAAAUCAAAAGAACUGGCCUAAAUUAAAAGAAUAUAUUAAUAACUAAAUAUGAAUAAUGUAUUAAAAUAACUUAAUUACAAUAGCAUCCUUGGUGGAAGAAUAGAGAAAAAUUACAUAUUUAUAUUAUAUAUAAUAUUCUGUAUACUUAACAGAGAUAAUAAAGCAUGUAUUUGAUAAAUAAA